AUGAUUAUGAUAACCAAUACCACUGCGGCACACCAGUCAGCCCACCCGUACACCAGCGGAUACAUGAUGGCUCGUAUCGCACUGCCGCAAAUUAUCAUGACCUCGUUUUACGAUUUGACCCCCAACGACAAGACUGGCAAACCAUACCCCUUUGAGGAGCUCAAGGGCAAGGUUGUGCUUAUUGUAAACGUAGCUUCCAAGUGUGGGUUUACUCCUCAAUACAAAGAAUUGGAAGAAUUGAACAAAAAGUACAAAGACAAAGGUCUUCAAAUUAUUGGGUUCCCAUGUAAUCAAUUUGGCAAACAAGAACCAGGAACUGAUGAGGAAAUUGGUCAGUUUUGCCAGUUGAACUAUGGCGUUACUUUCCCUGUUUUACAAAAAGUUGACGUUAAUGGUGACAAGGCCAGCCCCGUUUACAAAUAUCUUAAAGAACAAAAGGCGGGACUUUUGGGAUUGACUAGAAUCAAGUGGAACUUUGAAAAGUUUUUAAUUGACAAGAAUGGAAAUGUUGUGGAAAGAUUCUCGUCGUUGACCAAACCUUCGUCGUUGGCAAGUGCAAUCGAGCCAUUAUUGAAGUGA
This is a messenger RNA of Meyerozyma guilliermondii ATCC 6260, 579 nucleotides long. RefSeq names its product glutathione peroxidase. NCBI's taxonomy places the organism in Eukaryota, Fungi, Ascomycota, Pichiomycetes, Serinales, Debaryomycetaceae. The record is from RefSeq and is a predicted model, not a curated record. Gene Ontology annotation, biological process: response to oxidative stress. The transcript has a single exon. Gene Ontology annotation, molecular function: glutathione peroxidase activity. Bases 1 to 579 code for a protein of 192 amino acids.